Messenger RNA from Lachancea nothofagi CBS 11611, 2733 nucleotides. The record is from the annotation of a GenBank genome assembly. Lineage: Eukaryota; Fungi; Ascomycota; Saccharomycetes; Saccharomycetales; Saccharomycetaceae.
AUGUCGCACAAGAAGCGUGUGUAUCCACAAACACAAUUGCAAUAUGCACAAGGCGCAGGACCUGGCAAUUCGCCCGUCAUGGCGCCCAACUAUCCGUCGCAAAUCGAGACGCCCGUGACCAACCAGCAACCGCAGUUUUUGACGCCAGCGCAGCAGCAAUUGCAACAGCAGCUACACCAACAAGUGGACCACGCAUCGCAGUCCAUGUCAGGCCUAAAUUUGCACAAUGUCCCAUUCAUGGACCCCAAUAUGGCGCAGAACGCUGGCGCAGGUGUUCCGCCACAACAGUUCAAUGAUCCCAACGCUCCGGGAGCGGCUAACGCCGCGAUGUACGGUCAGCAAGCAGGCCUCGCCUACGGGCAGCAGCAGCCAGUCUCAGUGGGCAGGCCCAUGAACCAGCUGUACCCGAUCGAUCUCUUGACAGAGUUGCCGCCUCCUGUAUCCGAUCUGGAAUUGCCUCCCCCACCGCUAAUGGUACCUCCUGAGAAAUUUGUGGUUCCUGUUGAAACCGCUAAUGCUUCCCCUGACUUUGUGCGCUGUACGUUGAAUGCGGUGCCCAAGACCAACUCGCUGUUGAAGAAAUCAAAAAUGCCGUUUGGCUUAGUGAUCAGGCCGUAUUUGAAGCUACAGGACUCUGACUGUUCAGUUCCUCUAAACACUGACGGACUGGUGGUCAGAUGUCGCCGGUGCCGCUCUUACAUCAAUCCUUUCGUGACUUUUGUCGAUGGAGGCCGCAGGUGGAGGUGUAAUUUCUGUAACUUGGCUAACGACGUACCAAUGGCUUUUGAUGCCUCGCAACAAGGCCUACCAGUGAACAGAUACGAGAGGAAUGAAAUGCAGCACGCUGUAGUUGAAUAUUUGGCUCCAAAAGAAUAUGCUGCCAGACAGCCACCACCUUCCUCUUAUGCUUUUGUGCUUGAUGUUUCUCAGAAUGCCAUAAAAAAUGGUUUAUUAGCUACUGCCGCGAGAACGUUACUUGAAACUUUGGAUUCUUUACCUAACCACGACCAAAGAACCAGGGUUACUAUUUUGGCCGUCGACAACUCGAUCCAUUAUUUUGCAAUUCCAUUGGAUGAAGAUAGUGACCAAAUUAAGAUGAUGGAUGUAGUAGACUUGGAUGAACCAUUCUUGCCCAUGCCAAGCUCCAUGUAUGUGUCAUUGCAAGACUGUAGAUCCAAUAUCGAAAAGCUCUUGAAUCAGUUACCCGAAAUUUUCCAGUACAACAUCAUGUCCAAGUUGGCCCUCGGACCUGCCCUAAAGGCGGCUUUCAACCUUAUCAAGGGCGUGGGUGGUAAAAUCAUAGUGGUAGCUUCAACUUUGCCUAAUUUGGGAGUUGGUAAGUUACAAAAGCGUAACGAAACAGGUGUAGCCAACACUCCAAAAGAGGCAUCGCAGCUGUUAAAUUGCCAGGACGCGUUCUACAAGAAUUUCACUAUCGACUGCAAUAAGAACCAAAUUACCAUCGAUUUGUUUUUAGCAACCGAAGACUACAUUGAUGUUGCGUCUCUAUCUAACCUCCCACGGUUCACAGGUGGACAAACACAUUUCUACCCAGGAUGGUCAGCUGCUAAGCUUACAGAUGUUACCAAAUUCACCAAGGAAUUCUCGAAGCACUUGACAAUGGAUUUGGCUAUGGAGGCUGUCAUGAGAGCUCGUGGUUCUUCUGGUUUGAGAAUGACCAGAUUCUACGGUCAUUUCUUCAACAGGUCAUCAGAUUUGUGUGCUUUCCCUACUUUCCCAAGAGAUCAAUCUUAUGUCUUUGAGGUAAGUAUAGACGAGCAGUUGGUGCGUGAUUACGCGUACUUACAAAUUGCUGUAUUGCUGUCUUUGAACACAGGGCAGCGUAGAAUUAGGGUUAUCACUCUAGCUAUUCCUACAACGGACUCCUUGGCAGAGACUUAUGCAUCUGCAGAUCAAUUGGCUAUGACAGCAUUUUUCUCCCAGAAAGCUGUCGAAAAGGCAUACACUAACUUAGAAGAAGCCAGAGAAUCCUUGAACAGAUCAGUACAAGAAAUUUUGGCCACUUACAAAAAAGAAAUUGUGGUUUCUAAUACCGCCGGAGGAGCUCCGUUAAGAUUAAGUGCCAACCUCAGAAUGUUUCCUCUAUUAAUGCAUUCUUUAACCAAGCAUAUGGCAUUCCGUGCUGGCCUGGUUCCAAGUGAUCACAGAGCGGCGGCACUCAACUUUUUGGAAUCUAGCCCGCUUCCUUAUGUGAUCAAGAACAUAUAUGCUAAAGUUUACUCUCUGCAUGAUAUGUCCGACGAAGCGGGAUUGCCAAGUGAGCAAGGUGGAAUUAUACUUCCCGAUCGCAUCAAUGCUACCUCUUCCCUACUAGAGCGUUACGGUUUAUACCUCAUCGACAACAGCACCGAACUCUUCUUAUGGGUUGGCGGGGAUGCUGUUAAUGAACUAAACAUGGAUGUUUUUGGCACCCCUGACAUUCUAGAAAUCCCAAUCGGCAAGCAAGAAUUGCCAGUGUUGGAGAACUCGGAGUUCAACAGUAGAGUGAGAAACAUAAUCUCGAAGAUUAGGGAGCACGAUGAUGUCAUCACAUACCAACCCUUGUACAUUGUUCGAGGUGCAUCGCUAAGUGAGCCAGUCAAUCACCCGUCCGCAAGAGAAGUGGCAACGUUAAGAUUGUGGGCUACCAGCACUUUAGUCGAGGACAAGAUCCUCAACAGCCAAUCAUACCGUGAAUUCUUGCAAAACAUGAAAACAAGAAUCAGCAAGUAG